Molecule: messenger RNA, 3687 nt
Organism: Cucurbitaria berberidis CBS 394.84
Lineage: Eukaryota; Fungi; Ascomycota; Dothideomycetes; Pleosporales; Cucurbitariaceae
Product: ARM repeat-containing protein
Exons: 10
Coding region: 246-3380 (1044 amino acids)
Biological process (GO): protein import into nucleus
Cellular component (GO): nuclear envelope; cytosol
Molecular function (GO): small GTPase binding
Source: RefSeq, a predicted model, not a curated record
AGGCCGCACACGCUGGACGCAAGUCGCAAGGGGCGCAAAAUAAGAAAACAAAAAGCACGCGUGCUCUGGGUCUCUCUCAAUCCCUCGCGCCAAUUCUCCUCUACAUCGCUGGUCGUGGGCGCAACAGCUGCAGAGAUCUCGACCUCACCCUCCACCCCCACCGCCCUCACCGCACCGACCCUGACGGCUUCCUGGCCCCAUACGCCGAGACUCGAUACACGACGCUUCGAUAAAGAAUCGCGACCAUGGAUGUUGCCGGCUUGCGGGACCGCAUUCAGGCGACACUCGACCCGAAUGCCGCCAUUAGACAGCAGGCCGAGCUCGACUUGAAGCAUGCUGAAGAGAAGCCUGGCUUCACAGAUGGCCUGCUGAACAUCCUUGAGGUGGAACAGGACCACGCUGUGCGAUUGUCAACUGUCGUCUAUCUCAAGAACCGCGUCUCCAAGGGCUGGUCACCCGCUGAGGAAUACAGCCAGGCCAAGCCCAUACCAGAGGAGGAGAAGGCGUCUUUCCGCAACCGCCUCGUGCCCGUCCUCGUCGCCUCCCCGCCGCAGGUGCGCCUCCAGCUUAUUCCUACCCUCCAGAAAAUCCUCGCAUACGACUUCCCCGCAAAAUGGCCAAACUUCCUCGACAUUACUAUACAGUUGCUUAAUGCUGGAGACAUCGCAUCGGUCUUUGCGGGCGUGCAGUGCUUGCUGGCAAUAUGCAAGAUCUACAGGUUCAAGUCGGGCGAAAACCGGGCAGACUUCGACAAAAUCGUCGCCAUGACCUUUCCGCAGCUGCUCAACAUUGGCAACUCGACAGCGAGUGAGACAAGUCUGGAAGCCGGAGAAAUUCUACGCACAGUCUUGAAGGUGUACAAGCACGCUAUCUACUUCGAUCUCCCCGCAUCACUCCGCGAGCAGCAGACUAUGGUCGGAUGGUGUACGCUCUUCCUGACCGUCGUUGGCAAGGAACCGCCAGAGAGCUCCCUCCCCGAAGAUCUCGACGAGCGGGAAAUAAACCAUUGGUGGAAGGCCAAGAAGUGGUCCUAUGCAAAUUUGAACCGCCUAUACGUCCGGUACGGCAACCCAUCCGCCUUGGGCAAGAACAACGAGGUCGACUACACUGAGGUGGCCAAGAACUUCAUCGCGAACUUCGCUCCUGAAAUCUUGAAGGUCUACUUACAACAGGUCGAGAAGUGGGUCGGCAAGCAGAUCUGGCUAUCAAAAGCCAGUCUUUACUAUACCCUGAACUUCCUGGACGAGUGCAUCAAGCCAAAGUCCAUGUGGACUUUGCUGAAGCCACACGUGGACAACCUCAUCUCACAUCUCAUCUUCCCCGUUUUAUGCCAAUCGGACGAGGAUAUCGAGCUUUUCGAAGAGGAGCCGCAGGAGUAUCUCCACCGAAAGUUGAACUUCUACGAGGACGUUACCGCACCAGACGUUGCAGCUACGAACUUCCUGGUCACACUCACAAAGAGCCGCCGGAAGCAAACCUUCAGUGUGCUCAACUUUGUGAACGAGAUUGUGAACCGAUACGAGGCCGCGCCAGACAACGACAAGAAUCCGCGGGAGAAGGAAGGCGCACUACGCAUGAUUGGCACACUCUCUGGUGUCAUAUUGGGAAAGAAGAGUCCUAUUGCAGAUCAAGUCGAAUACUUCUUCGUUCGCCACGUUUUCCCCGAGUUCCGCAGUCCCCACGGGUUUCUGCGUGCGCGCGCAUGCGAUACGCUGGAGAAGUUCGAACAGCUCGAUUUCAAAGACCCCAACAACCUUAUCAUCAUCUACCGCAACAUUCUAGAGUCGAUGGCCGACCCCACGCUUCCCGUCCGGGUUGCUGCUGCCCUAUCACUACAACCCCUCAUCCGUCACGACAUCAUCCGCACUAACAUGAAGCAAAACAUCCCUCAAGUCAUGCAGCAGCUUCUAAAGCUAGCCAACGAGGUUGAUGUGGACGCCCUAGCUAAUGUCAUGGAAGACUUUGUCGAAGUUUUCGCCCCAGAACUUACACCAUUUGCAGUAGCACUAAGCGAACAGCUACGAGACACGUACUUGCGCAUUGUUCGUGAACUAGUGUCCAGAAACCAAGAUAAGGGCGAUGACAGCGAGUACGGAGACUUCCUGGACGAGAAGAGUAUCACUGCGCUUGGUGUUCUGCAGACGAUCGGUACUCUCAUCCUUACUCUCGAGAGCACCCCCGACGUUCUACUGCAUCUAGAGACGAUUCUCAUGCCGGUAAUCACCAUUACGCUUGAAAACAAGCUCUACGACCUAUACAACGAGGUCUUCGAAAUUAUCGACAGCUGCACAUUUGCCGCAAAGAGCAUAUCAGCUACCAUGUGGCAAGCUUUCGAACUGAUCCACAGAACGUUCAAGGCUGGUGCAGAGUUGUACCUUGAAGACAUGCUACCCGCUUUGGAGAACUUUGUCAACUACGGAACCCAAACGUUGAUACAGAACCGCCCAUAUCUCGAUGCGAUUGUCGACAUGGUACGGACAAUCUUCAAGGACGACAAGGUCGGAGGCGUUGAUCGUAUCUGCGGCUGCAAGCUGGCCGAGAUCAUCAUGCUCAACAUGCGGGAUCACGUCGAUGACUUCGUCCCGGAGUUCAUCUCCCUAACCAUGCAGGUUUUAACGAAUGACGAGCCCAAGGUCAAAUCCCUGCGGAUACAUCUGAUGGAAGUAGUCAUCAACUCCAUCUACUACAACCCGGCUCUGGCACUCCAUGUGCUAGAAACCAAUGGCUGGACGAACAAGUUCUUCAGCUUAUGGUUCUCAAGUAUCGACAACUUCUCGAGGGUUCAUGACAAGAAGCUAUGCAUCUCGGCAAUCUGCGCACUUCUUACGUUGAGGGCUCAGGAUGUUCCAGUUAGUGUACAGCAAGGCUGGCCCCGCCUGCUGCAGGGUAUUGUGCGAUUGUUCCAGACGCUCCCUGCUGCGUUGAAGAAUCGCGAAGAGGCAAAGAAGGAAGAUAGCUUUGAUUUCGCUGCCGAUUACGAUGACGAGGAAGAAGACGAGGAAUGGGAGCAGGAAGCUGAUUGGAACAACGAGGCGGACGAGACAGAGGACGUCAAGGAUGAAAGCGCUGCAUAUCUCGAGUUCCUGAAUGAAGAGGCCCAGAAAUUCAGUUCGGUUGAUGAUGAAGACGAUGAUGAGCUUGAAGAGGAGAGUCUUCUCGAGACGCCCCUCGACAAAGUCGAGCCAUACGGGAUGUUCAAGCACGCAUUACUUCGUCUACAACAAGAACAACCCGCCCUUUACGAGAAUCUUACCAAAAACCUCAACCCAGAAGAACAACAGGUCGUCGAAGGAGCAGUUCACCAAGCCGAGGUCAUUGCUCAAACACAAGCGCAAGCUCAAGCCGCUGCUGCGAAUGGGAACCCGGUACCGGCAGCUUAGCAGUAGCAAUGUAUCGACAGCAUUGAUGCAUCAACCUUAUCCUUGUCACGCGACACUAAAAAAUAUAGAUAGCUUCCUUUCUUUCCGACACAUUGGAUCCAAUUAGCGAGCAUCCUGGCGUUUUGAUUUCCGGACAAAGAAGACGUAGUCGUGAAGGCUUGUUACGACGGUUGACGGUUGGGAUGGAUGGUAUGGCAUGGCGUUGUUCGGAUUAGUGAUGCUUGUGGGGAAGAAGAGGACGAUAUCCACGAAGGUACAGAUGUGUGGGCAACCACGUUUGUGUGUGCAAGGAAGCGUUUAGUCGGGU